Molecule: messenger RNA, 350 nt
Organism: Mytilus trossulus (common blue mussel)
Lineage: Eukaryota; Metazoa; Mollusca; Bivalvia; Mytilida; Mytilidae
Product: lysosomal proton-coupled steroid conjugate and bile acid symporter SLC46A3-like
Exons: 3
Coding region: 54-329 (91 amino acids)
Biological process (GO): transmembrane transport
Cellular component (GO): membrane
Molecular function (GO): transmembrane transporter activity
Source: RefSeq, a predicted model, not a curated record
UAGCUGCAGCAGCUGCUAUUUUACAAAUUAUACCAAUACCCGUAAUAAAAGCCAUGUUAUCCAGAGUUGUAAAUCCAAAUAAACAAGGAGCACUAUUUUCUAAUAUAUAUCUGAUAGAAGCUGUGUGUCAAAUUUGUGCAGCUACCUUAUUCAAUAACAUCUACCACCAAACAGUGACAUUCUACAAAGGAUUCGUCUUCUUUGUAAUGGGUGGAUUUCCAUUAUUAGCUCUUAUUAUGAUGAUGAUAUUUGUGAAGUGCGCGAAAACUCCAUCAAAAGAUCAAACCGAUAUAGUCAUCGAAAGACCAGACAUUCAACAUUCAACUUGACAAUUUUUAAUAUUUCUCCAC